Gamsiella multidivaricata is the source of this 430-nucleotide messenger RNA. RefSeq lists its product as uncharacterized. The annotation marks the transcript as partial. Lineage: Eukaryota; Fungi; Mortierellomycota; Mortierellomycetes; Mortierellales; Mortierellaceae. The record is from RefSeq and is a predicted model, not a curated record. The transcript has a single exon.
AUAACAUUGUUCUCGACUACAAGCGACUCGUCGAUUAGGCGACGGGACGGUUAUGAAUGGGAGCGGCAGCGUUCUCGCUGUGUCCGACCAGCUUGUCGCCAUAGGCGUGGAACGCGUCCGGGUGCUCGUGGUGCUCAUGCGCAUGUUCGCCCUCAUGGUGCUUGUGCUCGCCCUCAUGGUGGUGCUUGGCGUCGUAAUGGGGAACACCGAUGGUGGCAACGCCCGCUUGGGCGGCAGAGUGAGAGCCUCCGGCGGGAAUGGGCUGAGGAGGGUACGGGUGGUCAGCGGUCUCGAGAGCAAGAUCGACAAAGGCCUUGGGGUCCUGGUGCUUCUGCUCGACAACGGGCUCGAUUUCGGUGGUGUUGGUCAUGGUUGGCUUGAUUGGGUGGAUUGGCAAAGAGGAGGUAAGAGGGCGUGUUAUUUGGUGUGU